Messenger RNA from Sus scrofa (pig), 2145 nucleotides. It is a transcript of the gene HSD3B7, whose product is annotated as hydroxy-delta-5-steroid dehydrogenase, 3 beta- and steroid delta-isomerase 7. Gene Ontology annotation, molecular function: oxidoreductase activity, acting on the CH-OH group of donors, NAD or NADP as acceptor. The record is from RefSeq and is a predicted model, not a curated record. NCBI's taxonomy places the organism in Eukaryota, Metazoa, Chordata, Mammalia, Artiodactyla, Suidae. Gene Ontology annotation, biological process: steroid biosynthetic process.
CAUUCCCUUUCCUCAAGUUCUCUGCUGGAAGCAGAUGCCAGUGCAGCGUGGAGUGGCCACCAGAGGGUGCCCUGUGGCAAGAGUAAGGUGGGCGGAGAGGUGGAGGCUGGGCUGGUCUCUGUUCCUGGAAUGGGCCAGGAGGGAGGAGGAGCAAGCGGAAGGGGACUGUGUCACGGGCCCGCUGGCCUGGGGGACGAAGACGGCCUCCCGGUGGCCAGUUUGGGUGUCCUGGGACCUUGGCAGCAGCAGGGCAUGGCAGAUUCUGCUCAGGCCCAGAAGCUGGUGUACCUGGUCACAGGUGGCUGUGGCUUCCUGGGGGAACAUGUGGUCCGCAUGCUGCUGCAGCAGGAACCCCGGCUCUGUGAGCUGCGCGUCUUCGACCUACACCUGGGCCCCUGGCUGGAGGAACUGGAGACAGGGCCCGUGCAGGUGACUGCCAUCCAGGGGGACGUGACCCAGGCCCAUGAGGUGGCAGCGGCUGUGGCCGGAGCCCACGUGGUCAUCCACACAGCUGGGCUGGUGGAUGUGUUCGGGAGAGCCAGUCCGGAGACCAUCCAUGAGGUCAACGUGCAGGGCACACAGAAUGUGAUCGAGGCUUGUGUGCAGAAUGGAACACGCUUCCUGGUCUACACAAGCAGCAUGGAAGUUGUGGGGCCCAACAUCAAGGGCCAGCCCUUCUACAGGGGCAAUGAGAAUACCCCAUACGAGGCAGCACACAGACAUCCGUAUCCUCGCAGCAAGGCCCUGGCUGAGCGGCUGGUCCUCGAAGCCAACGGAAGGAAGGUCCGCGGGGGGCUGCCCCUAGUGACGUGUGCCCUGCGUCCCACUGGCAUCUAUGGUGAAGGCCACCAGAUCAUGAAGGACUUCUACCACCAGGGCCUGCGCCUGGGGGGUCGGCUCUUACGGGCCAUCCCGGCCUCUGUGGAGCAUGGCCGGGUCUACGUGGGUAACGUGGCCUGGAUGCACGUGCUGGUGGCCCGGGAGCUAGAGCACCGAGCGCCACUGAUGGGUGGCCAGGUGUACUUCUGCUAUGACAACUCACCCUACAAGAGCUACGAGGACUUCAACAUGGAGUUCUUGGGCCCCUGCGGACUGCGGCUGGUGGGCAGCCGCCCGCUGCUGCCUUACUGGCUGUUGCUGUUUCUGGCCACCCUCAAUGCCCUGCUGCAGUGGCUGCUGCGGCCGCUGCUGCUCUAUGCGCCCCUGCUCAACCCCUACACGCUGGCCGUGGCCAACACCACCUUCACUGUCAGCACAGACAAGGCUCUACGCCACUUUGGCUAUGAGCCCCUGUUCUCCUGGGAGGAGAGCCGGGCCCGCACUAUCCGCUGGGUGCAGGCCGGGGAAGACUCCACCCAAUGACAGUAGGGCUGGGGCCCGGAGCCUGGCGUGGCCCAGCCAUCCGGGUCCAGGGCCCUCAGAUCCUGGGUGGGGACGCAUUCUAGAGCUGCAGGAGGGGCCUGGUGCCAGACUGCCCAUCCUAGAGCUCUCAUUUUAAUCCACAAGCCUUGGGUCUGUGUCCUGAUGUCUAGUUCUCAGGCAGGUGUGUCUUCUUCACUCUCAACCCAGGCCUGAUGUCUCACUUUUCGAUUUUUUUUUUUUUUUUCUUCUUUUUUGGCUGCCCAGCAGCAUGCGGAUUUCCCAGGCCAGAGAUCAGAUCCAAGCCGCAGUCGUGACCUAAGCCACAGCUGCAGCAAUGCCAGAUCGGAUCCCUAACCCACUGUGCCUGGCUGGGGAUCGAACCUGUAUCCCAGCGCUCCCAAGAGGGUGCCAAUCCUGUUGCACCACAGCGGGAGCUCCCGGUUUCUGACUUUUCAAGCAGGAAGUGGGUAGACGUUCCACAGGCCUCGUGCUGAUGUCCAGGCGUGAUCCUCAGGUUUGGAUUCAGAGUGAAGAUACUUUCUGGCUCCUCCCACCACCUUAGUUCUGCCUUGGGGGUUACAGACCCAUCAUUUUAAACCAUUUAUUACCUUUAUGCAUUUCUUUUUUAAUUCUCUUCCCUAAAGGCUGAGGAAAUCUGUGUAUUUUCACAGCUUCCCACCCCUCUAACCCAUAUCAGUUCCUGAAAUAUUGUUAGACCCCUGCCUGACGACGCCCCAGCAAUGCUGUACCUGGCUAAGCCCUGGAAUAAAACGAAUUCUCCAA